Molecule: messenger RNA, 1575 nt
Organism: Brassica oleracea var. oleracea
Lineage: Eukaryota; Viridiplantae; Streptophyta; Magnoliopsida; Brassicales; Brassicaceae
Exons: 6
Coding region: 1-1575 (524 amino acids)
Source: RefSeq, a predicted model, not a curated record
AUGGAGAAUCUGCCUCAAGAUGGUGAUGCCCUAGGGGGCAUUGAUCCAAGAGCUGAUCACCUUAGACCACAUCGCCAGCCACAACAUCCACCGCGCCAAGCUCGUGCCAUUGGAGCCUAUGAUCAAUCUCACAUUAAUGGUCAUAGGUUGGGAAUCAGAGCGCCACCACUGGAGAACAACAACUUUGAGAUCAAGCCAGGGCUGCUCAACACCAUAGAGAACAACAAGUAUCAUGAUGCUUUCAAGUUGAAGCUGUUCCCUUUCUCUUUGGGAGACAAGGCACACCAGUGGGAGAAGACUCUCCCAAGUGACACUGUCACUACUUGGGAAGAGUGUAAGAGAGAUUUCCUAGACAAGUUCUUCUCUACUUCAAGAACAGCUAAGAUCAGGAAUGAAAUCUCUGGGUUUCAACAGAAGGGUCUAGAGAGCUUCAGUGAAGCAUGGGAAAGGUUCAAGGGCUACUGUUCUCAAUGCCCUCAUCAUGGUUUCAGCAAGGAGAGUUCGCUUAGCACCUUCUAUAGAGGAGCUCUACCACAGUACAAAAACAUGCUUGAUACUGCCAGCAAUGAUUUCUUCUUGGGGAGAACUGAUGAAGAGGCAGAGGAACUGGUAGAGAACAUGGCCAAGAGUGACUCAGUCUACAGUGAGGAGCAUGAUAGGGUCAACAGAAGUGAUGAUCAGGAGACAAAGAAAGAGAUCAAUCAAGAGGUUCCUCCUAAGGUCAAUGAGGUUGAUGGUUUGGAAGGCCAAGAAGAGCUAUGCUUCAUCAACAACAAUGGUACUUGGUACAUGAAGGAACCUAACUUUCAGUACAACAACUACCAGCAAAGCAAUCACGACAAUCAGUCUACUCAAGCUCAAGGAAGUUCUUCACAAGCUCCAGCUUCAGAUACAAGUGUGGAUGCAAUGUUCAAGAAACUCUUGAACUUUCAGGCAAAGAAUGAGAAAACAAUAGCCAAGUCGCCAACAAGGAUCAUUACCUGGAAAGCCAGAGCAAAACCCCAAGGAAACAAUGAAGGCAUCACCCUACGGAGUGGUAGAGAGUUGCCUCCAAGAGUUCUCACCACGGAUGGUGAGAAACAAGGUGGGGACGUAGCCAUCAACAUUGAUGAUGAAGUAGUGAUUGUAGAUGAGAAGGUUGAUGAAGACAUUCUGGAAAAGAUUGUUGAAGCUAAGGGCAAAGGAAAGCCAAAGCUACCAUUCCCUGGAAGAUUCAAAAGACAGCUAUUAGAGAAGUACAAAGCACUCUUUGAGAAACAAAUGAGUGAAGUUCAGGUCACAAUGCCCAUCAUUGAUGCUUUUAUGUUGGUCCCUCAGUACAGUAAAUUCUUGAAAGAUGCUGUGGCUGCAAAGAAGAAAGAGAUGGAGGGCAUGAUGAUCCUUACCCACGAGUGCAGCGGCAUUAUCCAGAGGUUAGAUGUUCCAAGGAAGCUAGAGGAUCCAAGAUGUUUCACCUUACCUUGUGCUCUAGGACCCAUGGUGUUUGAGCGGUGUCUAUGCGAUCUUGGAGCUAGUGUUAGUUUGAUGCCUUUGUCUAUUGCAAAGAAGCUUGGAUUUACUCAACAAGAAGUGUAG